CUGCGGCUCCGCCGGUGGCCGGCCGGGGGCGCCCUGGCGCGCCUGCACCUUCGCGGGCCGCCGGUGCUGCUGGAGGAGAAGCGGAGCGGGAUCCGGAGCGGCGCCGGAGCGGCAGGCAGGCAAGGCAGGCAGGCAGGCAGGCAGGCAAGCGGCCGCCCGGGCCAGACGGAGAGCGGAUCGGGCUUGCCGCGGGGCUGGCGGGCACCAUGAACACCAUCAAGAACGUGCCCGCGCGGGUGCUGAGCCGCAGGACCGGCCACAGCCUGGAGGCGGAGCGGGAGCAGUUUGACAAGACCCAGGCAAUGAGCAUCAGCAAAGCUAUCAACACACAGGAAGCACCAGUGAAAGAGAAGCAUGCCCGCAGAAUUAUUCUUGGAACUCAUCAUGAGAAAGGCGCGUUCACGUUUUGGUCCUACGCUAUUGGUCUCCCCUUGCCCAGUAGCUCGAUUCUCAGCUGGAAGUUCUGCCAUGUUCUCCACAAAGUCCUGCGGGAUGGGCACCCAAACGUUCUUCAAGAUUGCCAGAGGUAUCGAAGUAACAUUCGAGAAACUGGAGACCUCUGGGGCCACCUGCAUGACCGUUACGGCCAGCUCGUAAACAUUUACACCAAACUUUUGCUCACGAAAAUCUCCUUCCACCUCAAGCAUCCUGAAUUUCCCCCGGGUCUGGAAGUGACAGACGAGGUGCUAGAAAAAGCUGCCGGGACAGAUGUGAAUAAUAUUUUUCAGCUGACGGUGGAGAUGUUUGAUUACAUGGAUUGUGAACUCAAACUGUCAGAGUCGGUUUUCAGGCAACUCAACACCUCCAUGGCCGUGUCCCAGAUGUCCGCAGUGCAGUGCCGGCUGGCCCCCCUCAUCCAGGUGAUCCUAGAUUGCAGCCACCUCUACCAUUACACCGUCAAGCUGAUGUUCAAGCUCCAUUCGUGCCUGCCAGCCGAUACGCUACAAGGACAUCGGGACCGAUUCCAUGAACAGUUCCGCAGCCUCAAAAACUUUUUCAACAGAGCAUCAGAUAUGCUGUAUUUCAAGCGUCUCAUCCAGAUCCCACGGCUGCCCGAGAAUCCCCCCAAUUUCCUGCGGGCGUCGGCCCUGGCGGAGCACGUGAAGCCUGUGGUGGUGAUUCCCGAGGAAGCCCCCGAGGAUGAAGAACCAGAGAACCUGAUUGAGAUCAGCACAGCCGCACCUGUGGAGCAGGCGGUCGCUUGUGAUAUAUUUGAGCAAACCUUUGGACCUCCUAAUGGCAUCAGAGAUGACAGAGAUCUCCAAAUAGAGAACCUAAAGAAAGAAAUUGAUCUGCUUCGCGGAGAGCUGGAGAAGAUCAAACUUGAGGCUCAAAGGUACAUCACUCAACUAAAGGCCCAGAUCAACAGCCUGGAGGCGGAGGUGGAAGAGCAGCGGAAGCAGAAGCAGAAGGCCCUGGUGGACAACGAGCAGCUCCGGGAUGAGCUGGAGAGGUUGCAGAAGGCCAAGAUGGAGAGUGACAAGGGCAGGGGUCUCUACCUGGAGGCAGAAAAAAAGGCCAGCGCCACAGAACUCCGCUACACCAAGCUGAAAGAAAAGCACAGCGAACUGAUCAACACCCACGCCGAGCUCUUGAGGAAGAAUGCAGACACGGCCAAGCAGCUGACGGUCACGCAGCAAAGCCAGGGGGAGGUGGCUCGGGUGAAGGAACAGCUGACCUUCCAGAUGGAGCAGGUGAAACGGGAGUCAGAAAUGAAGUUAGAAGACCAGGUGUUGCAGACGGAGCAAAUGAAGCGAGAUCUGGAAGCCAAGACAGAGGAGCUGGCUCAGCUCCAGCAGUCUCUCAGCCAGUCCAAACAGGUUGGUUUGGGCCUUAAUUCCCAGAUAGAAGCCCUCCAAGCUGAGAAGGAUGCGCUGAGGAAAUCGGUCACUGAAAAGGAGUGCGAGCUCAUAUCCGCCAAGGGUCUGGUCCAAGAAAAGGAGCUGCUCUUAACUCAGGAAGUGGAGAGGCGGGCCAAGGAAGUCCAGGAGCUGCAGGGGAAGCUCACGGACAAGAAAAGCCAGGAAGAGGCCCUGCAGCAGAAACUCCUGAACGACCAGUUCAGCAUCUUGCAAGGGACGGUGAAGGAGGCCGAGAGCAUCAUCCGGGAUGCCGUUGCCAAGGUGGACGAUCCCCUCCACAUCCGCUGCACCAGUUCUCCAGAUUACCUCAUCAGCCGUGCCCAGGCCGCCCUGCAGUCAGUGAAUGCCAUGGAGAGCGGGCACAGCCGUUACCUGGCCAAUAUGGCAGAUGCCACUGGAUUGGUGGCUGCUCUAGCCCAGUUUGCCCACCUGACUGCAGACACCAUUGUCAAUGGCAGCGCCACGUCCCACCUGGCACCCACGGACCACGCAGACAAGUUGACCGAAACUUGCCGGGACUGUGGACAGCAGAGCCUGAACUAUCUAAACAAGCUGAAAGACAAAGUGUCUCUCCGGCAGGCAGAUCCAGCCGGUGUGAAGAAGACCCUGCAGAAUCUUCUACAGCUGGGACAGGAACUGAGGCCCAAAAGCUUGGACAUCCGUCAAGAAGAACUAGGAGACAUGGUUGAGAAAGAGAUGGCCUCCACUUCGGCAGCGAUUGAGGAUGCGGUCAGGAGGAUAGAGGAAAUGAUGAACCAGGCCAGGAUAGAGAGUUCUGGGGUUAAAUUGGAAGUAAAUGAAAGAAUUUUGAAUUCAUGCACAGACUUGAUGAAGGCCAUCCGGCUUCUUGUCCUGACGUCUACACACUUGCAGAAGGAGAUUGUGGAAAGUGGAAGGGGGGCAGCAACCACCCAGGAAUUUUAUGCCAAGAACUCCCGCUGGACGGAGGGUCUGAUCUCUGCUUCUAAAGCCGUGGGAUGGGGCGCGACUCAGCUCGUGGAAUCUGCAGACAGGGUCGUCUUGCACACGGGAAAAUACGAGGAACUGAUUGUCUGUUCACACGAGAUCGCGGCCAGCACGGCUCAGCUCGUAGCUGCUUCCAAGGUGAAAGCGGAUAAGAACAGCAGAAACCUGAGCAAACUGCAGGAGUGCUCACGCUCCGUCAACGAGAGGGCUGCCAACAUUGUGGCUUCCACCAAGUCAGGCCAAGAGCAGGUUGAAGAGCGAGAUACCAUGGACUUCUCCGGGAUGUCCUUGAUAAAACUCAAGAAGGAGGAAAUGGAGUCACAGGUGAAGGUGCUGGAGUUGGAAAAGACACUGGAGAACGAGCGGCUUCGCCUCGGGGAGCUCAGGCGGCAGCAUUACGCUCUGGCCGGCAUCUGCACGGAGAACACUGAAGCGGAGAAACCAACCGUGGCCUGCAAGCCGGGCAUCUUGAAAAAGCCACCUGUGGCCCAGAAACCUGCCCGUCUCAAACCAGACCAUGAGCUGGAAGAGGAUGGUGGCGUGUACCAAGCCCAGCUAGUCAACUUCUAAGGGAUGGCGGCCUUCCCUUAUGCCUAGGAAGGAGGACAGCAACGAGACAACAAGCAGGACUGUUGUACGAUUCAUCUUUUAUCCACCACUGAUCUAGAGACUUCCUGCUGGCCUGGGGGAUUCAGGGACUUUUGUCUAUUGUGCAGCUCGUGGUAUCUUGAUUCAUAGAUUUCUGGCAGAGGGCAGACACUUCUCAAGCACCAAUUUGCCUCUUGAAGGGGGGAGUGUGCUCAGGAAAGCCCCCCCCCCCCCAACAUGGUGUAGACAUUCCAAAGCCAUUACACGUCUGUUUUUUUAAAAAACAGAUACUGACAGGAUACUAACCCUCCAGCUGCCUUCUCUCUGGCAUUGCCUUGAUGCUGAAUUUUCUCUGUCCUCUGCCCAAGGGAGGCAAGAAGGCACCCCUGUGUACAGCUGACUAGUCUAAGAAUAUCUUUCUUACAGUGGUGUUGGGCUGCUGGUUAGCAGAGGGCAACCUGAGUGGAACGGGGGGGACGGGGUUUGAGGACCUUUGCCUUCAUCAUAUCAGUUCUCUUAUUUAUAAGCAAUAGGAAAUUUUUGGAGUCAAUGUCGGUGUAUCUAUUACUGUAGUACAAAAGACCUUUUUAAAGAAAUGUGAAUUUUUUUUUAGUAGCCGGUUUUCUUUUGUAGUGUUUGUGCUGCAAGCCGAAAGGAGAAUUGUCGAGAGGGAGACGCGUUCUUUCCAACUGUUCAGUUUUAUACAUGUUUUAAAGAAAUCGGGUUUAUGUAGAGAGAACGAAGCAAUGGGGCACUGUUGGCUCCCAGAAGAAACUACACUGUUUUAAGCCCAAAUUUAGGAUAGGAAAGCCGGCUUGUCGGAGGUGUUAAAUAUAUUUGUAGCAAUAUGCAUUUGAGGGGAGGACGGGAAGAGGACUCGCACCUUAUAGGACAGGGAAAUGGUUUUGAUUCUUGGGGACGGUUCCCAUUCCUAAGUUGUAACAAACCCAUGUAGCUUAUUAAAAUGGAUUAGUUACCUCA
Molecule: messenger RNA, 4397 nt
Organism: Sphaerodactylus townsendi
Lineage: Eukaryota; Metazoa; Chordata; Lepidosauria; Squamata; Sphaerodactylidae
Gene: HIP1R
Product: huntingtin interacting protein 1 related
Exons: 33
Coding region: 207-3398 (1063 amino acids)
Biological process (GO): endocytosis; clathrin coat assembly; actin filament organization
Cellular component (GO): actin cortical patch; clathrin-coated vesicle
Molecular function (GO): phosphatidylinositol-3,5-bisphosphate binding; clathrin-cargo adaptor activity; phosphatidylinositol-3,4-bisphosphate binding
Source: RefSeq, a predicted model, not a curated record